Molecule: messenger RNA, 1950 nt
Organism: Punica granatum (pomegranate)
Lineage: Eukaryota; Viridiplantae; Streptophyta; Magnoliopsida; Myrtales; Lythraceae
Source: RefSeq, a predicted model, not a curated record
CCAAGCUUUUUUAUUAUAUUUCCCAGACAGAGGAGAGGACAAUUCAAAUGGGAAUCCCUCCCUCACUCUCUCGCAAGUCUACUGCAGUAACUUGAAGAAGAGAACUUGAAAUUUUCCGAAAACAAACAAACUCAACGCUUCCUGCUUGCAAGACCAAGCAAGCAGACAACUCUCUCCCAAGACACCACACACAACUCCAACCACUCACUCAUAUCCUUCUUCUUCCUCUUCUUCUCCUUACCACCGCAAAAACAUUUAAAAAAAAAAAAAAAACUCUUUCUUUCUGUUUCAAUCGCCAUGACUGGCCCCAGCAAAUCUUCCUCCAUUGCAAUUGCAAGGCAAUUCUCUUAUCACUCCGUCUAUGUGAACCCCCUCAACCUCAACGAUGAUCCCGAGCACGACCGGAGCUCCACCCAAGACCCUGCUCUUGACAACAAAGAGAAUGUCACCCCCAACAAAAAAAAGUCAGUCCCGAUGCUUGGUGACAAAGAGAACUCAGCUCCCGCUCCCACCAACGGGUCGUCCGCUGCUCUGAAGAAGCCCUCCUCUCCCUCCAGUAAGGUGCUCAAGCCAUCCUCCCUUCAGUUCUGCAUGCAAAUGAACGAGCCUGAUUCGGCUUUCUGGUCCAAGUUCCGGGACCCCAUCGGGUCGGAGAAUUCGAAUUCUGCAAAUAUAUGGGACUUUUCUGAUUCGGAGGCAGCUCCAGCUUCUUCCUGGUCUACUCUGCCUAACAGGACCUUGUUGUGCAGGCCAUUACCGAUGGACAUAGGGAGGUGUACUUGUGUUAUUGUGAAGGAACCUUCGGCCGACGGAGUAAAUGGGGGAACUCUAUAUUCACUUUACACCAAUGAAGGCAAAGGGCGGCAGGAUAGAAAACUAGCUGUUGCCCUCUGCAAGCGGCGGAAUGGGAAGUCUAUCUUCACCAUUGCUCAAUCGAUAAAGGGAGUAUUGUCUAAUGCCGAUGAUAGCUAUAUUGGAGCUGUAACAGCAAACCUCAUGGGCUCAAAGUACCAUAUAUGGGAUCAGGGUAUAUGUUUGAAUUCAGUGGCCAAACAGUCCAAAACUCUUUUGGCCGUCGUAAUGUUCCUCCCCACCAUAGCCACAUGGACUGGAAGUUAUCGGACCAUGAGGGCGUACAUUCCCAAGCACCAGUCUAUGCAGCUUAAGAGUGCAACUCAUGUCCAGCACAUCAAUGGGCUUCCAAAGGAAUGGGAGGAACGAGUUGAUAGAGUCCACCAGCUAGUUUCGAGGGUUCCCAAUUACAAUAAGGUUUCAAAGCAAUAUGAGUUGGAUUUUAGAGACCGCGGGAGAGCUGGACUUAGAAUUCAGAGAUCGGUGAAGAAUUUCCAGCUUAAGUUAGAGGAGAGUGGAAAGCAGACGAUCUUGCAACUUGGAAGGGUGGAAAAAUCGAGAUAUGUAAUGGACUACAGGUAUCCCUUGACAGGUUACCAAGCAUUUUGCAUAUGUUUGGCCUCAAUCGAUUCAAAGCUAUGUUGCACAGUGUAAUGCACAUUUGUUUGGUCGGAAUAGAUAAGAGCAGUUCAAUCUCAGAACUCAGAUAUCUUAGGUUCAGCCUGUCCUCUUUUGGAUCCCUAGUGAUCACCUGGAAGUCAAGGGAGUGAUCAUUUUGCGCUGAGGCACAGACAGACUGUGGGUUGUGAAAGGAUCGGUGGAAGUUAAAGCGUGAAGUGCACUUUUGAUGCAGGGAGCUUGGUGAUCUGGAAACUUAGCAGCAGUUGUAAUCAGUACUCUUUUUUUCCCCAGUGAUAGGCGUAAUUGGGACCAUUUAGUCAUCAAUUCUUGUGCUGUAAGCAAAUUAGUUUGUCCACCAGUUGAUUUAAAGCCAUAAUUGCGUCAUGUUCGAACUCUAUUUUCCUACUGUUCAACCUCAACGGGGCAAAAUGAUUUGAUACUUUCGCUGCUAAUUUGAUGCCUAUUUGUUGAGCAGAA